Messenger RNA from Cyprinus carpio (common carp), 1786 nucleotides. It is a transcript of the gene tubd1, whose product is annotated as tubulin, delta 1. Gene Ontology annotation, biological process: mitotic cell cycle; microtubule cytoskeleton organization. The record is from RefSeq and is a predicted model, not a curated record. Lineage: Eukaryota; Metazoa; Chordata; Actinopteri; Cypriniformes; Cyprinidae. Gene Ontology annotation, cellular component: cytoplasm; microtubule. Gene Ontology annotation, molecular function: GTP binding; structural constituent of cytoskeleton.
AUGCAUCAGUUUUUCCGACGCUUGGGUCAGUGUGGGAAUCAGAUAGGACACGAGCUCUUGGUCAUAAGCGAUGAUUCCGGUGGACCGAACAGAAAGCAGUACAAGCAGUGCAGUGAUGAGAGAUUCUUUCAUGAGACAUCUGCUGGAGAACUUGUGGCUCGGUCAGUGCUUGUUGAUAUGGAGCCCAAAGUUAUAUCUCGAGCAAUAGCCAAGGCUUCAAAAUCUGGAAGAUGGAGAUAUGGAGACGGGGCACAUUUCUCCCAGAAGCAGGGCUCUGGGAACAACUGGGCGAAUGGGUUCUGUGUUCAUGGACCACGUCAUGAAGAAGCUGUGGAGGACCUGGUUCGGAUGGAGAUGGAGCGCUGUGAUCGUCUGGCUGGGAUUUUCACCAUGAUGAGUGUUGCAGGUGGCACCGGUUCUGGUGUGGGUACUUACAUCACUCAGCGUUUGAGGGACUUGUACCCCAACUCCUUCAUCCUGAAUCAAGUAACGUGGCCCUACGAGGCUGGCGAGGUGAUCGUGCAAAACUACAACUCUGUGUUGACGCUGUCACACCUCUACCAGCUCUCUGAUGCUAUUCUGGUUCACGAGAAUGACACUGUGCACAAAAUCUGCAGCCGGCUGAUGAACAUCAAGCACAUCUCCAUCAGUGACGUUAAUAAGGUGAUCGCUCACCAGCUGGCCAGUGUACUUCAGCCCGCUUAUACCGCUGAUUCACCCUGCCAUUACAGCACAAACCCCAUCGGGGAAUUACUGACUUCUUUGGUGUGUCACCCCGAGUACAAACUGCUCAGCUUGUGUAACAUUCCUCAGAUGUCCAGCACGUCUCUGGCCUAUAGUGUGUUUAACUGGCCUGGGCUGCUGAAGCAUUUACGUCAAAUGCUCAUCGCCAGCGCUAGGAUGGAGGAAGGAAUCGACUGGACAGUAAGCGCCCCAUUAGCAGUUACAUCUGCAGGAGAGAGUGCAACAAACAGCAGGCAUAAAAGUUUCAAUUUAUCACUUGCUAAUCUUCUAAUACUACGAGGGAAAGAUGUCUCUACUGCGGUUACAGAUGGUUUUAAGGAUCCUGCGUUAUAUGUGCCGUGGCUUAAACCAGAAAAUAGUUUCAGCACAUGGACCUCUCCUGUAGCCUUCAAUGGAUAUGAAAAGUCUGCCACUUUGGUCAGUAACAGCCAGUCCCUUUUGAAACCUCUGGACAAUAUAGUCAGGAAAGCUUGGAACAUGUUUGCAUCAAGGGCCUACGUUCAUCAGUAUACAAAGUUUGGAAUCUCUGAAGAGGAUUUUCUGGACAGUUUUACGGCACUAGAACAGAUCAUCUCCAGCUACACACAUCUCUGAUUUACCUGAUCAUAAAGAUUGUGACAAUACUGAUUCCAUAUGAUGUGCCUUUACCUGACCCUGGAGAAAUUACAUUUGUUAAUAUAGCCCAGUUAAAUUGGUCAUUUUUUUAUACAAAUAUUUAUUUCUGUCUUUCAGAGUUGUAAAUAUAUAAAUAGAUAUUUUCUGUAUUUGAAAAAAUAUGUUAAAAGUACAUUCAUCUAAUCUCGCUAUAUAAAGUAAUUGUCAUCCCUCCUCCACCUUUUCUUACGUUUCUUUGUAUUCAUCUCUCAGUCAUGUGAUUUUUCUGAUUCUGAGGCAAGCACAGACCCUACCAAAACAAUCUUUCGACUGUGAAUUAAAUAUAUAUAAAUGUCUGCAAAUGUUAGAUUUGGUAAAGUCUGUGCAAACUUUAAAUCUGUAAAUUGUUUUGGAUUUAAGUAAAAAUAAAUAAAAGGUAUUAACCUCC